AUGGGUAAUUGGAUGAAGUCCUGGCAACGGGAGCGCCUGCAAAUCCCCGAGGUCGUGAUCCCACUCGCCGAUGCCCCAAAUUCGAUCCCCCAUGCGGAAAAGGAUGGCGAAUCAAACGUCAAUAGCUUGGAUUCUCAAGAAAAGGGCGCCGGUUCUGCGCCCGAGUGCAGCACGCUAACCAUGGAGGCCCUUCGUGCAGAGGUGGAAGGCGCCGUUGCCGCCUCAGGCCACAACUCAGUCUAUGAUCGCAAAGCCAAAAUUAUCAAUAGAGCCAUCCAGGAUAUCGGCAUGGGCCGUUAUCAAUGGGAGCUCUUCAUCCUGUGUGGAUUUGGCUGGACUGCCGAUAACCUUUGGCUACAGGGAGUUGCCCUGACCCUCACCCCGUUGUCAAUGGAAUUUGGUAUCUCUGAAUCCUAUGUUCGUUUCACCACCUGUGCCUUGUUUGUGGGCCUGAUCGUUGGCGCUACCUUCUGGGGUCUUGCAUCUGAUCUCAUUGGACGUCGAUUGGCUUUCAACACGACACUCUUCAUGUGUGGCGCGUUUGGUCUCGCGUCCGGCGGUGGUUCAACCUGGGUCGGUACUUGUGCCCUGUACGCUUGCUUGGGACUAGGAGUAGGUGGUAACCUGCCGGUGGAUGCUGCAAUCUUCCUCGAAUUUUUACCCACGUCUUCCGGCCACAUUCUGAGCUCGCUGGCCGUAUUUUGGUCGGUGGGUACUUUCAUUGCCAGUAUGCUGGCCUGGGCCUUCAUCCCCAACUAUUCCUGCACCGAUGCCAGCACCUGUACCAAGGAAAACAACAUGGGCUGGAGGUACCUCGUUCUUACUCUGGGUGCCAUCACCAUGGUCUUCUGGAUCUGUCGAUUCUGCUUUUUCAAGCUGUACGAAUCGCCUAAGUUCCUGGUCGCCAAAGGACGGGACGACGAGGCUGUUGCAGCGAUCCACGGUGUCGCCCAGCGCAACAAGAAGAAGACGUGGCUCACGACGGAAAUCCUGAACGAGAUUGGCGGAUCUACAGAGCAGACUGAGAAGGAGCAGAAUCUUUCCUCUAAGGAGAUCCUUGCGCGGUCUCUCUCCAAGUUCUCCGUGCAGCAGAUCGGUCCGUUGUUUUCCUCCAAGCGUCUCGGCAUCACCACUGUUCUCAUCUGGCUCUGCUGGACCACCAUCGGCAUGGGAUACACGCUGUUCAACGCGUUCCUGCCCCAAUAUCUCGGCUCGACCGCCUCGACAUACGAGACCUACCGGAACUACGCGAUCACAUCCGUCACGGGUCUGUUCGGACCCAUUCUGGCUCGCUACGUCGUCGACAUCAAAUACAUCGGUCGGAAGGGUACCAUGGCCAUUUCCACUUGUAUCACGGCCGUCCUGCUCUUCUGCUUCACCGCGGCCAAGACGGCCGACACCCAGCUGGUCUGCUCCGCUCUCGAAUCGUUCACCCAGAUGAUCAUGUAUGGUGUGUUGUACGCUUAUACCCCGGAAGUCUUCCCGGCUCCCAACCGAGGCACUGGAACCGGUAUCGCGAGUUGUCUGAACCGGAUUGCUGGUCUCUGUGCACCGAUUAUUGGUAUUUAUGCUUCGGGGAAUCCCAGUGCUCCUAUUUAUGCUUCCGGUGCGCUCCUGUUGGUUUCGUUUGUGGCCAUGGUAUUGCUGCCGAUUGAAACUGCCGGAAAGCAGAGCCUAUAG
This is a messenger RNA of Aspergillus bombycis, 1680 nucleotides long. RefSeq names its product MFS transporter. The record is from RefSeq and is a predicted model, not a curated record. Gene Ontology annotation, molecular function: transmembrane transporter activity. Lineage: Eukaryota; Fungi; Ascomycota; Eurotiomycetes; Eurotiales; Aspergillaceae. The coding region runs from base 1 to 1680 and encodes 559 amino acids. Gene Ontology annotation, biological process: transmembrane transport. The transcript is spliced from 7 exons.